This is a messenger RNA of Halichondria panicea, 2200 nucleotides long. Its product is annotated as phosphoenolpyruvate carboxykinase, cytosolic [GTP]-like. Gene Ontology annotation, biological process: propionate catabolic process; response to starvation; cellular response to glucose stimulus. Lineage: Eukaryota; Metazoa; Porifera; Demospongiae; Suberitida; Halichondriidae. Gene Ontology annotation, cellular component: cytosol. The record is from RefSeq and is a predicted model, not a curated record. Gene Ontology annotation, molecular function: GTP binding; phosphoenolpyruvate carboxykinase (GTP) activity; manganese ion binding. The transcript has 5 exons. The coding region runs from base 128 to 2065 and encodes 645 amino acids.
UUGACCCUUGCAUGACCCAAUUAAUUAGUGAUCAUCGCCUUACUAUAUACUGUGAUCGUGAUCGAACUGCUGGAUCAAACUACCACACCACCUUAGAACUAUUUAUUUAUUAUCCCCAGCAAGCAGGAUGUUGCUCCAAGCUACUAGAAGUUUAUUGAGACUCAGAGUCUACCAACCAGCCAAGUUGAGAAUGGCCACCAUAGGAAGUCGAUAUCUUACCACAACAGGUGUGAGCAUAAAGACCCUCUCGCCGGACAUUCAGAGCUUUGUGGAAGUUCAGGCAAAGCUGUGCAAGCCGGACCAGAUCCACGUCUGUGAUGGCAGUGAAGAGGAAAGCAAGGCCAUCCUGGAGCACCUUAUGAAGGACGGUCGCCUCGAGAAGCUACCAAAAUAUAACAACUGCUACUACGCUCAGACCGCCCCCGCAGACACGGCUAGGGUGGAGAAGCAGACAUUUGUGUGUACGAGUAAGAAGAGUGAUGCUGUACCUGACACCAAGCCGGGGGUAGUCUCCACUCUGGGUAACUGGAUGGACCCUCCCGAGAUGGACAAGCAACUGGACGAGAAGUUUGAUGGCUGCAUGCAAGGUCGCACCAUGUACGUGAUCCCGUACAGUAUGGGUCCCAUUGGCUCCCCCCUCUCCAAGAUCGGUAUACAGCUCACCGACUCCGAGUACGUAGUGGCUUCGAUGAACGUCAUGACACGAAUCGGGAAAAAGGUAAUCGACACCCUCGGAAAAGACGAGUUUGUGAAGUGCGUUCACUCUGUGGGUUACCCUUUGAAGUCUGGAGAGAAGGAUGUGCCAUGGCCCUGCAAUCCUGGCAAGCUUGCCGUGGUUCAGUAUCCAGAGAGAAAUGAGAUCCGAUCGUUUGGGAGUGGAUAUGGUGGAAACUCGUUGCUGGGGAAGAAGUGUUUUGCUCUGAGAAUUGCCUCCACCAUUGCCAAGAGAGAAGGAUGGCUGGCAGAGCAUAUGCUGAUCCUUGCCUUGACGAACCCUGAAGGCAAGAAGCGCUACAUUGCCGGUGCUUUCCCCAGUGCCUGUGGCAAGACCAACCUCGCCAUGCUCACCCCUACCAUCCCCGGCUGGAAGGCGGAGUGUGUAGGAGAUGACAUCGCUUGGAUGAGAUUCGACGACGAUGGGAAACUGCGUGCUAUCAAUCCAGAGUACGGUUUUUUCGGUGUGGCUCCUGGUACAAACAAAAAGUCAAACCCGAAUGCAAUGAAGACUGUAUUCCAUAACACUGUCUUCACGAAUACUGCCAAGACUAGCGACGGUGGUGUAUGGUGGGAAGGUAUGGAAGCUUGUGCUAAUGAUGUCAAAGUCACCACAUGGCAAGGCAAAGAAAACUGGCAAGACCUUUCACCAGAAGAGAGAAGAGAUACACCGGCUGCUCACCCAAAUUCUCGUUUCUGUGCUCCCAUAAAACAGUACCCCCUUCUUGACGAAAAUUGGGAGAGCCCUGAUGGAGUACCAAUUGACGCCAUUUUCUUUGGUGGGAGACGACCCGAUACUAUCCCUCUCAUCUAUGAAUCCUCCUCCUGGACACACGGAGUUUUUGUUGGUGCUCAAAUGAAAUCCGAAGCUACAGCUGCUGCUGCCGAUAUGAAAUCAAAGUCUGUUCUUCACGAUCCAUUUGCAAUGAGACCAUUCUUUGGCUACAGUUUCGUACAGUAUCUCGAACAUUGGCUGAGUCUUCAAGAUCGCCCUGGGGCCAAGCUACCCAAAAUCUUCCACGUAAACUGGUUCCGAAAAGAUAGCAAUGGAAAAUUCAUCUGGCCUGGUUUUGGUGAAAAUCUUCGAGUAAUUGACUGGGCACUCAGAAGAUGUGAUGGUGAGGAUAUUGCUGACCCAUCCCCCCUAGGCCUGAUUCCAAAACCCGGCACACUCAACGUAGACGAGCUUUCUGGCGUCGACAUGGAAGCACUUUUUAAGCAAAACAAGACCGAACUUGAGGAAGAUGUUAAAGACACUCAAAUGUACUUUGAUCGAGAGUUGCCGGGUCAGUUGCCUGCUCCUCUUCAAGCUGAGCUUGAUGCUCUAAAGGAUAGAAUCUCGAAAAUGUGACUGACAUAAACUCAGAUCUAGUUCUAUAGGGUGUGGUCAUAGUUAGUCUGGACAUUGUGCACUUUCUCUUGUAUAACUGCACAUCCAUUAAAUUAUUUUAUAUUGAGUAUAAUUAUAAAACUACUUGUUAUCGUG